Notechis scutatus (mainland tiger snake) is the source of this 1119-nucleotide messenger RNA. The record is from RefSeq and is a predicted model, not a curated record. Lineage: Eukaryota; Metazoa; Chordata; Lepidosauria; Squamata; Elapidae.
CAAAGCCCCAAGACACCUUUCUCCGACCUGGCUGAUGAUGAGAAGAUCUUCGGCGGUGAAGACGGCUCACAGCUGGAAGAGAGCCAGGAAAAUGCCCUGCUGUCCGAGAUCACAGAAGAGGACCUAGAAGUGAUCCGUCAACGGGAAGAAGCUCUCCAGCAGAUUGAGAGUGAUAUGUUGGAUGUCAACCAGAUCAUUAAAGACCUGGCAUCGAUGGUAUAUGAGCAGGGAGACGCAAUAGAUAGCAUUGAAGCGAAUAUUGAGACAGCCACCGUGAACGUCGACUCCGCCAACGAGCAUUUGGCAAAAGCCAGUCAGCAUCAACGGCGAGCAAGGAGAGUGAAAUGUUGUGUUAUCUCCGCCGGGCUGGUCGUUCUUCUGAUCUUCAUCAUCGUCCUCUCCGUUUCCAUCAAGAAAUAAACCCAGCUGGUCUUCACAGAUGCUUCUCAGACAGGUGAGGAACACAGUCCAGAAGAUGGAAGAAAGAAAGAAAGGAAGGAAGACAUUUCAGACUGGAGCAGGUUUCGGAGCUGACGUGUGGGACAAUAUUCUUUUGGUGCCCUUUUUUUUUUUUUUUGGACAUAUAUGGUUACCUCUGCAAGAACACAUCCCUAAUAAACAUUCAAGAGCUUCAGAGAGCAAAUAAAGUAAUCUUCAGCAAAGGAAACAUGGAACGCUGUCAUUUGUGUAGCGAAUAUCCCUCAUUUUACAGGAGCCUGGAAAUGCAUUUAUAAAAUCCCCCCUGGAAUUAUUUUAGGAAAUGGAACCUCGUUUGCACUGAUGGGAAGCAAACAUUCCCCAUCUCGGCAAUCGGUUUUUAAAAUCAUCAAAUUUUAAAACCGGCACCUCCAAGUUAGCUUACUUUAGUACAUGAUUGUUAUCUCUAGCUACCAGCUGAGUCUUAUUUGCUUGAUUUCGUUGUUUGAACCACCCAGCAUUAGCUUUUUGCUUAAAAGAUAAAUCAGAGGCAGCAAAAUAAUAAAACCCAAUUUUGUUUCUGUUGUCUUGCAGAUUUCCUUUUGUGUAAGCAUCCUUCCUCAAAGCCCACUUUUUUAGCCAUUCAUGAAAUGGUCAAUUCGUCCUUUUAUAUCAUUCUGAAUGUUUCAUCAAAGGAAGGAA